AUGCUAGUUUUGGCGAACAUCAAUAGAGAGAUGAGCUUUGAGGUCUCCAGAGUCAACGGGAGGGUCUUUCUUACGGGGAGUCUGGACGGGAUAGAGUACAGGGGAUCUGAGUGGAACUCCCCCUGCAGCUACUAUGUGGUGGAAUCUUCUGGCGACGUGCUUGAUCUUGGCAAGGCUUCCGAGGCCAAGAUAGUAGUGUUUGAGACUGUUUAUGAAACAGGGUUGUCCCACAAGGAGACGAAUCUUGAGGAGCUGAUUUUUUCCUUUGGAAACAGGAAAUAUGUAGAGUAUCUCAAGAGGAAGGAAAUCGACGGAUACAGCAAAAGGCUUUUUAUGCCAAAGCUCAAGUACAAGAAUCAGAUUCUGCCACCCAUAGACGAGGAGGCAUCGAGUCCCGAGAAGCGCUUUGUACUGGAGAAGAUGUUUCCUGCAGAUGUGCUGGAGAGCUUUUCAAAGAUAAAGCUGGACUCUGUACUUCUGCAUCCAGAUCUGAUGGGCUUGAGACAGAACAUGAGGUAUAAGACACACUUCCUGCUUGCAGACUGCAUAAUCAAGCUGAUGGAGAAGAAGUAUGUUACCGACGAUUGCCUAAGCGAUUCGGGGUACUCAAGCUUCUUUGUGAUGGUAAAGGACGAGGUUGAGAACGGGAGGCUGACCCCGCUGUGUAGAGACAGGCUUGCAGUUCUCUGCUACAUACUGUUUCUACAGAUUGAGGGAUUCUGCGUGAAAUACAAGCUUCUGCCGGACUUCAAGUUUUCCAAGAAGAAGGUUGUCAACAUAUUCAAUCUGAUGGGGUUUCCGUAUCAUUUGAAGACGGAUGUCUUUAAACCGACGGAAAGGGCGGCAUGUCAAUCCGACAUUGAGAACCAGGUGCAUUCGAUGGGUUGA
This is a messenger RNA of Encephalitozoon cuniculi GB-M1, 888 nucleotides long. RefSeq lists its product as uncharacterized. NCBI's taxonomy places the organism in Eukaryota, Fungi, Microsporidia, Unikaryonidae. Bases 1 to 888 code for a protein of 295 amino acids. The record is from RefSeq and is marked provisional. The transcript has a single exon.